Podarcis lilfordi (Lilford's wall lizard) is the source of this 534-nucleotide messenger RNA. The record is from the annotation of a GenBank genome assembly. NCBI's taxonomy places the organism in Eukaryota, Metazoa, Chordata, Lepidosauria, Squamata, Lacertidae.
AGACAGAACCAAUCCAGUGUUAGAGAUUUCAUUCUUCUGGGAUUCCCAACACCCCUGGAAUUCCAAAUCUUGCUCUUCACAUUGUUCCUCAUUGUCUACAUUUUGGUUUUGUCUGAGAACGUCAUAAUCAUGCUGACAGUCUGGGUGAACAGCAACCUCCACACUCCCAUGUACUUCUUUCUGUGGAACUUGUCCUUCUUAGAGAUCUGGUACAUCACCGUCACCCUGUCAAAGGCUAUGGUGAACUUUGUGAUAGAGAGCAAUCUGAUCUCCUUUGUGGGAUGCAUGAUGCAACUCUAUUUCUUCCUGGCAUUGGGCUGCACUGAGUGUGUCCUCCUUGCCGUCAUGGCCUAUGACCGCUACGUUGCUAUCUGCUACCCUUUGCGCUACCAGGUAAUCAUGACACGAACUCUCUGUAUCCAGCUGGCAGCUGGAUCAUGGAUGAGUGGCUUUUUCAUCUCAACGUGGAAAGUCCUCCUAAUAUCUCAGUUGACAUACUGUGGUCCCAAUAUCAUAAAUCACUUCUUCUGUGAU